Vespula pensylvanica (western yellowjacket) is the source of this 2233-nucleotide messenger RNA. It is a transcript of the gene Vha55, whose product is annotated as V-type proton ATPase subunit B. Gene Ontology annotation, molecular function: ATP binding; proton-transporting ATPase activity, rotational mechanism. Gene Ontology annotation, biological process: ATP metabolic process; proton transmembrane transport. Lineage: Eukaryota; Metazoa; Arthropoda; Insecta; Hymenoptera; Vespidae. The record is from RefSeq and is a predicted model, not a curated record. The coding region runs from base 97 to 1584 and encodes 495 amino acids. The transcript has 4 exons. Gene Ontology annotation, cellular component: proton-transporting V-type ATPase, V1 domain.
GUCUGUCUCUCUUUUCAUCGACGUAGUAGUAGCAGUAUCUUCUGCUACUCAGUGGAUUUAGCACAGAGCAGAGGUAUACGUUCUUUUUUGCGAAAAAUGUAUUCGAAAACUAUUGGCAAUCGCCAAGCGGUUCAAGAACAUGUUUUGGCUGUUUCUAGAGAUUUCGUUUCUCAACCUCGGCUUACUUAUAGAACCGUUUCUGGCGUCAAUGGACCAUUGGUGAUAUUGGAUGAAGUUAAAUUUCCAAAGUAUGCUGAAAUUGUACAAUUAAAACUGUCAGAUGGAUCCUUGCGAUCUGGACAAGUUUUGGAAGUUUCUGGUUCUAAAGCUGUAGUACAAGUAUUUGAAGGUACUUCUGGGAUAGAUGCAAGAAACACUCAUUGUGAAUUCACUGGUGAUAUCCUUCGAACACCGGUAUCGGAGGAUAUGCUGGGUCGUGUAUUCAAUGGAUCUGGAAAGCCAAUAGACAAGGGUCCGCCUAUUCUUGCUGAAGAUUUCUUAGACAUUGAUGGACAACCCAUUAAUCCCUGGUCGCGUAUUUAUCCAGAGGAGAUGAUACAAACUGGAAUUUCAGCUAUAGACGUCAUGAAUUCUAUUGCUCGUGGUCAAAAGAUCCCUAUUUUUUCUGCUGCUGGUCUUCCCCAUAAUGAAAUUGCUGCACAAAUUUGUCGUCAAGCUGGUCUUGUUAAAGUACCAGGAAAAUCAGUUUUAGACUCUCACGAAGAUAACUUUGCCAUAGUAUUCGCAGCUAUGGGUGUAAAUAUGGAAACCGCGCGAUUCUUUAAACAAGAUUUUGAGGAAAAUGGCUCUAUGGAGAAUGUCUGUCUUUUCUUAAAUUUAGCUAAUGAUCCUACUAUUGAGAGAAUUAUUACACCGCGAUUAGCCUUGACAACUGCUGAAUUCUUAGCAUAUCAAUGCGAGAAGCAUGUGCUAGUUAUUCUCACUGAUAUGUCUUCAUAUGCUGAAGCACUUAGAGAAGUAUCGGCAGCGCGAGAGGAAGUACCUGGUAGACGUGGUUUCCCUGGUUAUAUGUACACAGAUUUGGCAACUAUCUAUGAAAGAGCAGGACGAGUUGAAGGACGUAAUGGUUCUAUUACUCAAAUUCCAAUUCUUACUAUGCCAAAUGAUGAUAUUACGCAUCCUAUUCCUGAUUUGACUGGAUAUAUUACCGAAGGACAAAUAUACGUGGAUCGUCAAUUACAUAACAGACAAAUUUAUCCACCAAUAAAUGUACUUCCAUCACUUUCUCGUCUGAUGAAAUCUGCUAUUGGAGAGGGAAUGACACGAAAGGAUCAUUCUGACGUUUCAAAUCAACUGUAUGCAUGUUAUGCUAUUGGCAAAGAUGUGCAAGCUAUGAAAGCAGUCGUAGGAGAAGAAGCUUUAACUCCUGAUGAUUUGUUAUAUUUGGAAUUCUUAACGAAGUUUGAGAAGAAUUUCAUUUCCCAAGGAAGUUAUGAAAAUCGUACAGUUUUUGAAUCAUUGGAUAUUGGUUGGCAAUUACUUCGUAUUUUCCCCAAGGAAAUGCUUAAAAGAAUCCCAACCAGUACUCUUGCUGAGUUUUAUCCAAGAGAUUCUCGUCAUUAAUUUUCAUUAAUCUAUGAUUUAAAGCACCUCAUAUUAAGUGACCACUCUAAAACAAUAAGAUACAUGCGUUGACUUAAAGUCAGAUCUUUAUUUGGUUGUACAACUAUAUAUAAUUAUAAUAUGUUAUUGAAAACAAUUUAUGCCAUUACAUAAAAAAAGAAAAAAAAGUUUUUGUUGAAUUAUGAAAUAUGAGAUGUACUCUAAUAUUUAAUAGAAGUCUAACAUAAUUCUUAAAUGUUAGCACAUCAAUUUUAGAAUGGUAUAUGAAAUUAUAUUUUGCAUGAGAAUACUUUAUAUGACAUAAAGAUAAAAUAUGUUGGUAUAUAGAAAGAAAUUUGUUUUGAACAAAAAAGUGCAAUCUUAUUUUAGAUUGUUCAUUUUUAUUCACAGAAAAUUUUAAUUGUAAAAUGUAAUAUAUAAUAUUCAGUAUUCAUAUAGUGCAGAAGAAUAUAUCUUUGAAGAUACUUUACAUGUGUGCACUUUGUAUUAUAAUAAGAACUUUUGAAAUGCUUUAUGUCCAUUCCAAAAAGCUUACAUUUAAUAAUACCUAUGUACAGGUAGUAAUUCUACAAUGUUAUGUAAAAUAUAAAGAUGUAUUGUUCAUAAAUGUAUAUGUGAAAAAUAGAAAAUUGAAGAAAUGCCUUAAAAA